AUGCCCAGCCAACAUCCACCUCCCCCUCCGUUGCCGGCGCAUCCAGCGCAUUGCCCAUACCCGCCGUACGGCCGAAGGGAUACUCUCAUAAAACGGGAUCAUGAGGAUCAACGUCGACUUAGUUCGAUGGGUCAUGUGCUCGGAGGAACGUCGUCACCACAUCUCCCACCGACGUCUCUCCCACCAGCAUCUCCACUCCCUGACGCAUACACCGAAAAUCCACCGCGACAUAUGAAUUACGAAGGCGCGCCUUCUAUGCCCCCAACACCGGGCGGCUACCAUGCGCCUAGCUUCCCACCGCCCACUCCCGUAACUCAUCAGAAUUCCUACGAGCAGCAUGGAGGCUACCCCUCAGGCCAGGAGCCAUUCUCCAGGGUCUAUUCGUCGUAUGUCCCUUCCAGGAAGAACACGAGAGCUUCCAAUGUGUGUGACUGCUGCCGCCAGCGGAAGACCAAGUGUGACGGGACGAAACCAUGUCAAACUUGCAAGGAAAAGGGCGUGGAAUGCAAAUACCGUGACCGAGUCCUUAAGCCCACGGACAAGACCCAGGCCGAUAUCCUGGAUGGUCUCAAGCGACUCGACCAGAGAUUGACCAAUAUGGAAUCCCUCUUGCACCAGCAUAUUGCGACAUUAACUCCAACGACAGAACCAUCAGCGGACGACGAGUACAAGUGCGCGCCAGCAUCGCCUUACGUGGCUAACGGCGCUUCUGCCGACCAUUACUACGCCGAUCCUUACCGCGAUCACACCUCAUCGAAAUCUAUGCCACUUCGUAUGAUGGCUGAAGAUGAAAUGGAGGUUGAGCCCGGUCCACCUGUGCCUCCCGGAGAGCCUGCUAUCCCUAUUAAUCACACGACGUUGGCCGGACUGCUGUUGGAAUGGCCUUCCAUUCGGGAGCUUACAAAACACCACGUUGAGCGCGAAGGUGUCCGAUACAUCAGCGAAUACCCUAUCAGCCAAGAACAAAACAGAGGUGUUCUGAUGGUUUAUGGGCAAGGUGAAAAUACUCACCCAUCGCGACAAGUUCCAGAGCCGACCGACCAUGGUAACUUGGACAUGGCGGACGAUUCAUCCGAUACCACAUCUCCUUCACCAGCGGCUGAUUGGGGCCAGCUUGGUGGACUCAGCCCUCCUGAUCAAGUGGAAUACAAGGGAGGCGUUUUGGUUGAUGGCAAUCCCGAUUUCUCUGAGCCGAAAGUGUGGGCGUAUGUGGAAAGUUUCAAGAAAAACAUUCUCAACAUGCACCCUAUCAUCGAGCCCAAGCUUUUAGACAAUUGGGUCAGGCACUUUCUGGAUAACCUCCGACCAUCACAGCCACGUCCAGCAAAACCACAAACAUCAAAGCCCACCUUUUCCGUUGGAGGAGGCUCGCAGACGGAAGAAGUGGCAGGCUCAAAGAGAAAACGACCGCCGGGGCCGGAUGGCUCCGAGCCAUCACCACCCGCGCCAUCUCGCACUGGUCGACCAGAUCGGUCCAUCCACACCGCUCUAGUCCUCACGGUUCUGGUUCUGGGUAAAGUUUGCCUUCACCGCGAUAAUGUCCCUGAUGCUGUCCUUAGCAAUAGAGUCAUCCCGCCGCCGUCCGAUCGACGCUCUCGCCGGCGAUGUUCGUCCCAAUCGCACUCGUCGACGGGUCUACCCUCACCGAAGGAGGAAGGGGAUAAGAAACUUGACAACGGUCCAUUAUUCCGUGGCGUGGGUGCUUCCGGCGCUGGUAGCAGCCCCACGAAAAACUACGAGGUGAUUCCUGGCCUAGAAUACUUUGCAUAUGCUACGGAUAUCCUUGGCAACCACACUGGCGCGUACAGCAUGAAGAAUGUGUAUGCCAACAUCUUUGCUGGGUUAUAUCAUGGCCAGCUGGGUAGACCAAUGGAGAGUUUUGCUUUCAUUCACGCGGCCAGCCACAAGCUGCAGGUCAUUAUGCGACCGAGCUUGGACAAAAUGAGACGAAUCAAGCGCAACAAUGAGUUCAUUCAGGAAACCAAGUACAACCAAUUUUCUCUCGCAUUCUGGACCUGCCUGCAGUUAGAAAGUGAUAUCAUUGCAGAGAUGCAACUCCCUCCAUCAGGCCUGCUCUCGCACGAAGAUGAUAUGCCGCACCCCAACAUGAGUCUCUUGGAAGGGUUCGACCAGCGUAUCCUCGACAGCUACCCAGGCCAGCUAUAUCUACGAACUCAUCUCAACAGCAUCCACCGCAUGUUCUACGCUCCCGAGGAUCCGGCCAAACCAGGCAAGGAUAAGUUUGGAAAUGUUGGCGUUGUUUCUGAUGCUGUCUCGGGCAUGCAUUGGGUCGCUCCCAGUUUCGCAUUCAGAGAGGAUGAUCCACCCGCAGAUGAUAUUCUGGCGGCAAGAUUGCGAGCAAAGUACUGGGGAGCCCAGGCGAUUACUUACCGCCCAUUCAUCCAACAAAUUCUGCAGUUCUCGCACUCCAUCAAGAACCAUGCAUCGAGCCCCAACUUUCCCAGCGUCAUCUCCGAGUUUCGACAGGAUAUCACUGCACCUGCCAUGCACCCCAAAGCCAGAACGCAUGGCGAUAUCGAUCCUCAAGUUGUCGAGUUGGCCAAAAAGGGCAUCGAGGCGCUUAUCGAGAGCACCCGUGCCUUCCAUGGUCUCGGAGACAAGAGGCCGAUUAUCACCAAUGUUUUCGGCACAGCUCACGCGCAAUGGGGAAACCUUUUAAUCUUAUCAGCUGCAUUCCGUGACCCAAUUCUUCACACUUAUGUGGAUGAGGAACUCCUCCGAACACUGUUCCACAAGACGAUCCAGUUUUUGCGACAGUCGGCAACAGCGACGAGCGCACUUCGAACGGACAUGCAUAUCCUUGAAGGCCUGCAGAGAGAUCUUUUCGGCUAUGAUCAUGAUCCUCGGACCAACUCGAGCUUCUCAAGCGGCACAAGCGGCACAAGCGCACCUGGCUGCCAUACUCCAAGGCCUGUUCCCAUGGCUGCGCAGCCUCGGACAGGCUUGUCAAUAAAUAAAUCCAAAUCAAAUUAA
Molecule: messenger RNA, 2994 nt
Organism: Fusarium poae
Lineage: Eukaryota; Fungi; Ascomycota; Sordariomycetes; Hypocreales; Nectriaceae
Exons: 6
Coding region: 1-2994 (997 amino acids)
Biological process (GO): regulation of DNA-templated transcription
Molecular function (GO): zinc ion binding; DNA-binding transcription factor activity, RNA polymerase II-specific
Source: RefSeq, a predicted model, not a curated record